GAAACAAUGAUAUGAGAUGAGCAGUAAAGAACACAGCCUGGCAGAAGACACUGAAAUUGAGUUUGAAAGCGGAGAUUUUGGAUUUGAACUACUGUUAAGAUGCGUACGACUGUGUUAUCUGUAGCCUUGGUGAUGCUGACAGGUCAUCUGAUAUAUGGCCUCCCUAUGCAUAACGGAAAGGUGAGAAACGGCAGAGAAGCAUCAAACAAUUGCAGCGAUAGUUGUCCAGCAGGAUUUUACAAAGAUGAUUGCAAAUGUCAUCAGUGCAACCAUGAUUUCUUCAAUAAUAGGGAAAAUGAAGACAGUUGCACCCGCUGCUUUCAGAGAUGCACACAUGAAUUCAAAAUGGAGAAGGUCAAGGAGUGCACAACCACGUCAGAUGUAGAGUGUCGCUGUCAACGUGGAUAUACAUGUGCCUCAAAAGAUCAAUACACAGGCCAGUGUGAAAGCUGUGUUCCCAACAUCACCCCAGACCCCACACCAUUACCCCAGUCCUACACCUCCACUGACAUAAGUUCCAAGGUCCCUUCAUCCACUCUUUCAUUCAAUGGCUUUACUGACAGUCCAAUGGAUUACAAAGAUUACUUGUUAUGGACUUUAUUUGGACUCAUUUCCUCAAUUCUAUCCAUCAUCAUCCUCACGCUGAUCCUCCGGUUCUGCAGUAAGAAAGAGAAGGAAUGUUUAAAGCACAUUGUCAGGCAGUGCUCAUUGGGAGCAGAUGUGGACAGUGAGGUCACGCCUCCCAGCCAACCAGAUGAGCAACCUCAUACCCAUGAAAUGUUGUCAGAUGUCUGCUCACCAACCAAUCACAACACAGACCCUUUUCAUCAGCCAGUGAGCCAAGAGCAAGCUGUUCCUCCAGCUGGUAAUUUAGGUCCUCUUCACAUCUACGGCCCCCAGACAGUCUUUGUUAGCUUGCUCAAUCAUUUUGCAGGAGAGCAAAAAGCACACGAACAGGGCGAAUCUCUAAACAGCAGUAGCAUGUCCUACCCUCAGUCUCCCCCCGUCCAUCUCUCAGAAGAAGAAAGAAGCGGAGAGGACGAUUUCAUCUUCUUUCCAUCUCAGGAGCAAGGAAAAGAGUGCCACAUUUCCAAAGAAGAGGUGCUAUGAGGAAUCACAGGAGACUUCCCGUUUCUGUUCUUUUUCCGUACUGUUCUGCUGCUGUGAGCUUUGUUCUACCUGCUGCCUCAUGAGUGUUCAGUAUUAAAACUCUAAGCUUGGCAGGGGAUUUCAUUGAGAGCAACAGAGAAAGAUCUGGCCAUCUGACUAGUAGUAUGGAUGACAAAAUUGAUGCGCAAGAGCUUGACAGUUUAUGCUAGCUUUGAAAUAUCAGUUUGUACUGUCUGUUUAUCUAUGCUGAAGUUUGUUUGAAGAGUCGAGUGCACAGGCUUUCAGGUCUUAGGUUGGAUAAGUCUCAGGAAGAAAAGAAAAAGUGGAAUCUUUUUUUCUUUUUGCUUGUUUUAAGUGUUUGAAGGCAAUAAGCAGCUCUAAGACACUCAAAAAUUCUCAUAUAUGAUAAAAUAUUUAUUUUAGUUGAAGCAUCAUGCUUGAUUUCUAAAGAGACUUAAUAUGUUUUUAAUUAUGAAGCUGGUUGUGUCUUGACAGUUAUGAUUUUUAUUUAUUUAUAGCUGUUAAACAUUGGAUUACAAUUGUGCGAAACAGUUUUUUAUGCUUGCACAAGUCCAUGGCUGAUGUUGUCAUUGUACUUCCUCUUUUCUUAAAUUAUGUGGCAGAUAUGAUUGAUCAUCAAAAAAAAAAAAAAGAAAAAUCCCUGACAUUUUGAUGGUGGUCUGAAAAUGUCAACAUUGUUUCUUCUUUCAGAACUCAAUAAUCAUGGCGCACACAGUUUAUCUUGUGUUAUGUUUGUAUUUGCUGUAACACAUUUUUAUAACCGUUAUUAAAUGUAAAGUGCAAUAUGAUGAAUAAAGUUUUAUUUUUGGUAUA
Danio rerio (zebrafish) is the source of this 1944-nucleotide messenger RNA. NCBI's taxonomy places the organism in Eukaryota, Metazoa, Chordata, Actinopteri, Cypriniformes, Danionidae. The record is from RefSeq and is a predicted model, not a curated record.